AUGGAACUUAAGAGAAAGCCUCCAACCAGCUUACUCGACCUCCUCGAGGGUCAACCGGGGAAGGGUGCGCAAGGGACACCGCAGUCUAAUGUUCCAUCUCCACCACCUCAGCCCCAGACCAUCCAGGCCAGGUCAUCCUCCACCAAGUCGCAGCCACAAUCUCCUCGCCCCAAACUUCCUGCUCCUCCUCAAUCAGCUCUGCCUCCCCGGCCGGAGCCUACUGACUCAAAGAGAAAGAGGAGUCCCAAGGGUAAGGAACCUAUGGGCGGGGGAAAAUCUCAAUCUUCUAAGGAGAGGGAUGAAGCCCCGCGUGUGAAACAAUUAAAGAUUGGGCACCAAAGCAAGGGUAAAGAGACCGAAGCCCAAUCUGCCCAAAGCAAGGGGAAGGGGACCGAGGCCCAAUCCUCGCCAAGCGCCUGGCUUCCCGCCCCAAUGCUCCACGGGGGGCCACUGCUGGAAACCGCGUCCAUGAGGGACCUUGGAGAUGGCGAGGGCGGUUAUGUGGCCGACGCUUUAGGGAGAACCAUGCUACUUCCCACCGACGUGGAUGAGUUGAAGAAAAUGAGGAUACAGGAGGUUUUCCUCAGUAUGAAGAGGUACUUGGGUAUGGCUCUCCAGGCCACCCAUAGGAUGGAGGAGGAAGUUAACAAGCAGAGUAAGGCCACCGAGAAUGAACGCUCCAAACGCAUAUGCGCCGCGCGGACUCUCAAAACUUCCGAGGACGACCUCGCAAAGGCUAAAGAGACCUUAAAGGAGGCUAUCCGAGAGAGGGAUAGCACCUCAGCGGGUUUAGAUGGUGCCCAAAAACAGGCCGAGGAACAGACAAAACGUCUACUCGAAGCCGAGGAUCAGUUUCAAAUAGCCAAGAAGCAGAUCAGUGAUUUGACGAAAAGACUGAUCAUGGCAGAAAAUGCUAAAGGUGUGGCGGAGUAUGCCCGGGACGAAGCCGUGAGGGCCAAGCAAGAGGUUGAGUUUGCCAGAAAUGAGGCUGAAGCUGCUAAGGACCAGGCCGAGGAUGAGGGUUACAAUACGGGGGAAGAGGCCUUAAAGCGAGCUGGGGUGGAUGCUUCGUGUGAUUUGUGGAAGGCGGAGAGCAUAUUUUACCCUCCAGCCAUCCUCGAGGUCGCCUCCGCCAGCUCCCAAGCUGUGAGCAAUCAACACGAGGCAGGGGUUACUCAGUUAGAAGUUGCACAGACCAGCGUCCCUCCUGGCGAGUCGCUUAAAGGGGGAGAGCUUCAUGAUGUGAUAGAAGCACCUGGAAGUAUAGAUCCUGAGGUGCCCAAAGAGGAUGCCGAGCCUACGGUCAACGCUCAGAUCCCUGAUGCCGACGAGCCAGCCCUCCUUGCCCAGCCCUUGCAGGCAAUUCCCCUCACUAAGGUCCCCAAGAGUACCGACACCGAUCCUGCUCAGCCUUCCCCAAAAGGGACUGUCAUCCAAGGCGUCGAAGCUAAUCCUGUUCGGCCUUCCCAGGAUGUGGCCGACAUAGAAUUGAAGAAGUAG
This is a messenger RNA of Quercus robur (English oak), 1500 nucleotides long. RefSeq lists its product as uncharacterized. The record is from RefSeq and is a predicted model, not a curated record. The transcript has 3 exons. Lineage: Eukaryota; Viridiplantae; Streptophyta; Magnoliopsida; Fagales; Fagaceae. Bases 1 to 1500 code for a protein of 499 amino acids.